Messenger RNA from Eurypyga helias (sunbittern), 2619 nucleotides. RefSeq names its product ankyrin repeat and fibronectin type-III domain-containing protein 1-like. The record is from RefSeq and is a predicted model, not a curated record. Lineage: Eukaryota; Metazoa; Chordata; Aves; Eurypygiformes; Eurypygidae. Gene Ontology annotation, cellular component: spindle. Gene Ontology annotation, molecular function: protein binding. The annotation marks the transcript as partial. The transcript is spliced from 17 exons. Gene Ontology annotation, biological process: establishment of mitotic spindle orientation; regulation of establishment of bipolar cell polarity.
GCCACCUUUUUCUUGGGCAUGGAGCCCUGCGGCUUCCCUCUCUGCUACAUCAGCCUGCGGACAGCAGCUUCCCAAAGUGACAGCCACCCACGCCAGCCCCGAGGCGGAAGCGCGGCGCUGAGCUCGUGUCUGCCACUGUGGCUCUGCCACUCUGGGCUGCAGGCAGGCACCCGGGAGCUAGUCCUUUCCACCGGCGUGGGGGGCGGCGGGGACCAGGCAGCCUGGGUUUUUGGCUGGAAGGCCAUUGCCACCGGUGGCAGCGUCGCGUGCACGUCAUCCUCCCCUAAAAUGACGCAGCAGAUGCGGGACCUGCAGCUGGCGCAGGCCAGGAAGCCGCCGGGCCCUUCUUCACCAAAUGCAGCCAAGAGGCUCUACCGAAACCUGUCAGGGAAAUUCCGCGUCAACUACACAUCCUUUGACGAGGGCAGCCUGGCGGGACGGGGCGAGAAGGAGAAGCUCCGCAAGUCCUACCUGUUCCAGAGCAAUGCUGCUCUCUUUGAGGCUGUGGAGCUGCAGGAUCUAGACAGGGUCCAGGAGCUGCUGAAGCAGUACAGCCCCGAGGAGCUGGACCUCAACACCCCCAACAGCGAGGGGCUGCUGCCCCUGGACAUCGCCAUCAUGACCAACAACGCUCCCAUCGCCAGGGCCCUGCUGCAGGCAGGAGCGAAGGAGAGCCCACACUUCGUGAGCCUGGAGAGCCGCUCUCUGCACCUCUCCACGCUGGUGCGGGAAGCAGAGCAGCGCGUCAACGAGCUGACGGCGCAGGUGGUGAAUGAGGCGCCCAACGCCGACUGCUCGGAGAAGGAGAAGCAGCUCAGGGCCUGGGAGUGGCGAUACCGGCUUUACAAGCGCAUGAAGGCAGGGUUUGAGCAUGCCCGAGUGCCGGAUGCCCCCACCAACGUCCACCUCUCCGUGGCCAGCAGCUCCUCGGUGCAGGUGACCUUCUGGGAGCCCCUGAGCAUCAAUUCGGCUGUUGUCACCAAGUACAAAGUGGAGUGGAGCUGCUCCCCCACCUUCUCGCCGCUGCUGGGGGAGGCCGUGAUCGACAAGCUGAAGAACCUGCACUUCACCAUCCGGGGGCUGGUGUCGGGCACAGCUUACUACGUCCAGGUGUCUGCCUACAACAUGAAGGGCUGGGGUCCCCCACAAGCCUCUGUGCCCCCUUUUGCCAUCCCUUCCAACUGGCGGGAGUAUGACGGCCGGGCCCCACGGCGAAGGGGACAAGCUGAAGCUCUGGACCAUCUGCUGGGCCAGGUGAAGACCGUCCACCAGCAUUGUGUUUGCCACGGUGAGUGCCUGCAAGAACCAGAGAGCAGGAAGCACUCGGUCUCCAAGAGCCUCAAGCACCUCUUCCACCCCGGCAGCAAGUUUCUCAAGACGCUGAAGCGGGGCCUUUACCUGACAGCGAUCUUCUACAAGGACGACAACAUCCUGGUGACCCAUGAAGACCAGAUCCCUGUGGUGGAGAUCGAUGACACCUACUCCUGCCUGCUCAUGCAGGAUUUCCUUUGGUUCACCAAGGUGUCGUGCAUGUGGGAUGAGAUCCUGUGGCUGCGGCAGUGUGUCACCGUCUCCCAGUCAUCCUGUUCCUGCAUCCUGCAGACACGCUUCAAGAUGCUGCUGGCCAUCUCACAAAUGCAGGGGCUGCUGGGCAUCCAGGACCUGGGGCAGGUCUUCUUUGAGCCUGUCAAAGACAAACAAGGCAACAUCCUCAUCGUCACCCUGAAGGAGGUGAAGACCAACCAGACCUUUGAGAGUGUCCGCUGGGUUCCCAUCUGCAAGCUGCAGACCAGCCGCAAGUCCGUGUCCUCCCUGGAGGAGCCCACUGCUCUGGACACACUGCUCAUCUCCAUCCAGGACAAGCUGGCUUACCACCAGCAGAGCAGCCAUGCCCUCUCCCCGGGCCUCUACCUGGGCUACUUGAAGCUCUGCAGUGCCGUGGAUCAGAUUCGAGUGCUGGUGCCGGAGCAGCUCCCCAACAUCCUGUGCCACGUCAAGAUUCGCUCCAACCCCAACAUUUCCAGGGAGGAGUGGGAAUGGCUGCAGAAGAUGGCCAGCGUGGAGGAGCCUGUUCCUGCAGAGACAGAGGCUGAGACCUCCCAGAACCACUUGUUUCAGGAGCUCCAGGUGGCCAUCAAGGAGCUGAUGACCCUGGUCAACAUCCCAUUGCAAGAGGCCAAAGAUUUCCGCCUGUAUAGCCAAGAGGUGCUGGACUUUGGGGGCCAAGUCUCCUUCCUGCUGCUGCUUCCUCCGUCAGACGACGUCUGCACUGCUCCGGGCCAGAACAACCCCUACACCCCUCGCUCCGGCUUUCUCACGCUGCCGCUGCAGAUCUUCGAGCUAGUCCACUUCUUCACAUACGACCGGGAGUUCAUCAUCCAGUACUGCCAGGUGUCUGCCCUCCUGGAGCUGGAGUCGCUCCUCUCUCAGCAGAGCCUCAGGGAGGCUUUCUCCGAUGCCGAGCUCUCUACCGCAAAGCAGAGGCACCAGCAAGUGCAGGACUACAUCCAGCAAAUGGAGGAGAUCUGGCGCGAGAUGCGCUGGAUUAUGGAUGCCUUGCAACACGCCCGGUACAAGCAGCCCUCCUGCGGGAUCUCUCUCAGCGGCUUCCUCAGCGAG